This is a messenger RNA of Leptosia nina, 501 nucleotides long. Lineage: Eukaryota; Metazoa; Arthropoda; Insecta; Lepidoptera; Pieridae. The record is from the annotation of a GenBank genome assembly.
AUGAGAUCCUACGUGUUCAUUUGUUUUCUUUUUUGCAUAACAACGACAUCAAGUGAAGUGACACCUGUAGUACAAUGCAUUGGUCAGCAGUUCGAUAACUUGCAAGAGAGAAUCGAAGUAUCACCAUGUGGGAAGGGCCGGUGCAAACUGAGUAAAGGAACGAACACAACUGUUACCUUUAAAUUUAGACCAAAAAACCCCAUAAACACUCUGACUAACGAUGUCUUUGCUGAUAUUGCUGGUUUACCACUACCGUUCCUAGGCGUAACCGGUUCCGAUGUCUGCCCUUACGUGACGAGAGCCGAAGAUGGGACUCCAUCACCUUGUCCACUUGCCGCAGACCAGGAGUACGUAUAUACAAACGUUAUACCCGUCGAAGCGUUUUACCCUCAAGUUAAUUUGCGGGUUCACUGGGCACUUAAUGAUGGAACCAGUGAUGUCAUUUGCUUCGAAGUCCCUGCUAUUAUUACCGGAGGAAAGAGGAAGCUUCAAAUUGUAUGA